Molecule: messenger RNA, 6400 nt
Organism: Bubalus bubalis (water buffalo)
Lineage: Eukaryota; Metazoa; Chordata; Mammalia; Artiodactyla; Bovidae
Gene: MAST2
Product: microtubule associated serine/threonine kinase 2
Exons: 30
Coding region: 1349-6343 (1664 amino acids)
Biological process (GO): intracellular signal transduction; peptidyl-serine phosphorylation
Cellular component (GO): microtubule cytoskeleton
Molecular function (GO): magnesium ion binding; microtubule binding; ATP binding
Source: RefSeq, a predicted model, not a curated record
GAUGAACCCCUCAACUCUUAGGCUCUCUUCAGUUUAUUCUCUUUUUUUCUUUUUGUUCCUCAGACUAUAUAGCUUUAAUUGUCUUGUCCUCGAGAUUGCUGAUUAUGUCUUUGCUUUCUCAAAUUUGCCAUUGAACCCCCUACUGAACUUUUCAUUUAUUUAUUGGCUUUCUUAUUUCUAGAAUUUCUAUUUGAUUCCCUUUUAUAAUUUGUCUUUUUGUUGAUAGUCUUGUUUUGUUCAUACAUUGUUUUCCUGAUUUUCUUUAAUUCUUUGCAGAUGUUUUCCUUUAGUGAUAGGAGCUUAUUUAAGACAAUAGAUUUCAAGUUUACUGCAAAGUGGAAUACUGGGCUUCCUCAGGGAUGUUUUUGUUAAUGUAUUUUGACUCUUUUGAGUGGACCAUACUUUCUUAUUUCUUUAUACAUCUUGUGUUUUUUUAAAAAUUAUUGUUGUUUUUGAAAAGUAGAGAUUUGAAUAUUGGCAACUCGGGAAUACAGUAUUUCCCCUUUCCCCAGGUUUUGCUGUUUUUUGAAUAUUGAAGGCUGUAGUUGUUCAUUUGUCUAGUGAAUUUUCCCAGCCUUUUUUUGUAGAAAUUGUAUUUCUUGCUGUGUGUGAUACUGAAGUCUCCGUUCCUUAGCUUGUAUUUUGAUUAAGAUUUUCUGGAUUGCCAGGAGCUAAGCAAACAAACAAACAUACAGUCACUAUGUUUGUUUUACAAACAUACAAACAAUCUGGUUUUUGCCGAUUGACUUUUUGACUCCUUCGGCCCUUAGCCAGACUUGUGCUGAGUCCAGGGAUCAGCUUGAGAUGAAAGCUUAAAAUCUUUUCAGUCUUUCCUGAGCAUGCAUUUCACCCUGGGCUUUUUAAUUUACUUUAUAUACACAGGUGUUUGUUAUUACUCUAAUUUCCCAAAGAAACUCUCCCUUUUCCUGCCCAGAUCUCAGGUAGUCAAUUGUAUGUCUCAUUGCUAAUCCUUUGUCCAGGUGGCUGUGGGUGUUUGGGUCACCUUACGGGGUUUUAAGCAGUGCUUGCUGCUUUUCCACGUUGAGAAGAUUCCAAGUUAGGUGAAAUAGAGAGGAGUUCCUUGUGUCAGUCCUCCAGGUACCCCCAGGAUGUGGUAACUGGACGUAGUCCCCUGCUCUUCAGGAAGCUCAGUAAUCCUGACAUAUUUUCAUCCACUGGAAAAGCUAAACUUCAACGACAACUUAGUCAGGAUGACUGUAAGUUACGGAGAGGAAGCCUGGCCAGUUCUUUGUCAGGUAAGCAGCUGCUCCCCUUGUCCGGCAGUGCACACAGCAGCGUGGGACAGGUGACUUGGCAGUCUUCAGGAGAAGCGUCCAACCUGGUGCGGAUGAGGAAUCAGUCCCUCGGACAGUCUGCGCCUUCUCUUACCGCUGGCUUGAAGGAGCUGAGCCUUCCAAGAAGAGGCAGCUUCUGUCGGACAAGUAACCGCAAGAGUUUGAUUGUGACCUCUAGUACGUCACCGACACUACCACGGCCGCACUCACCACUGCAUGGCCACACAGGUAACAGUCCUUUGGAUAGUCCCCGGAAUUUCUCUCCAAAUGCACCUGCUCACUUUUCCUUUGUUCCUGCCCGUAGCCAUGGCCACAGAGCAGACAGGACUGAUGGACGGCGCUGGUCUUUGGCCUCAUUGCCUUCUUCAGGCUAUGGAACCAACACCCCUAGUUCUACCGUCUCAUCGUCGUGCUCCUCUCAGGAGAAGCUGCACCAGUUGCCUUUCCAGCCCACGGCCGAUGAGCUGCACUUCUUGACGAAGCAUUUCAGCACAGAGAGUGUGCCUGAUGAGGAGGGGCGGCAGUCCCCCGCCCUGCGGCCCCGCUCCCGCAGCCUCAGUCCUGGACGGUCACCAGUUUCCUUUGACAGUGAAAUAAUAAUGAUGAAUCAUGUAUACAAGGAAAGAUUCCCCAAGGCCACUGCACAAAUGGAAGAGCGUCUGGCCGAGUUCAUCUCCUCCAACACUCCAGACAACGUGUUGCCCUUGGCUGAUGGAACCUUGAGCUUUAUUCAUCAUCAGGUGAUAGAGAUGGCCCGAGACUGCCUGGACAAAUCCCGGAGUGGCCUCAUUACCUCACACUACUUCUACGAACUUCAAGAGAAUUUAGAGAAGCUUCUGCAAGAUGCUCAUGAGCGCUCAGAGAGUUCAGAAGUGGCUUUUGUGAUGCAGCUGGUGAAAAAGCUGAUGAUUGUCAUUGCCCGCCCUGCUCGUCUCCUGGAAUGCCUGGAGUUUGACCCUGAAGAGUUCUACCACCUGUUAGAAGCAGCUGAGGGCCACGCCAAAGAGGGACAAGGGAUUAAAUGUGACAUUCCCCGCUACAUCGUUAGCCAACUGGGCCUCACACGGGAUCCCCUAGAGGAAAUGGCCCAGUUGAGCAGCUAUGACAGUCCUGAUACUCCGGAGACAGAUGAUUCAGUCGAGGGCCGUGGGGCAUCUCUGACAUCGAAAAAGACACCCUCUGAGGAGGACUUCGAAACCAUUAAGCUCAUCAGCAAUGGCGCCUAUGGGGCCGUGUUCCUGGUGCGGCACAAGUCCACCCGGCAGCGCUUUGCCAUGAAGAAGAUCAACAAGCAGAACCUGAUCCUGCGGAACCAGAUCCAGCAGGCCUUCGUGGAGCGGGACAUCCUGACUUUUGCUGAGAACCCCUUUGUGGUCAGCAUGUUCUGCUCCUUUGAAACCAAGCGCCACCUGUGCAUGGUGAUGGAGUAUGUGGAAGGAGGAGACUGUGCCACGCUGCUGAAGAACAUCGGGGCCCUGCCUGUGGACAUGGUGCGCCUGUACUUUGCAGAAACCGUGCUAGCCCUGGAGUACUUACACAAUUACGGCAUCGUGCACCGCGACCUCAAGCCUGACAACCUGCUGAUUACAUCCAUGGGUCACAUCAAGCUCACUGAUUUUGGCCUUUCCAAAAUUGGCCUUAUGAGUCUGACCACAAACUUGUACGAGGGCCACAUUGAAAAGGAUGCACGGGAGUUCCUGGACAAGCAGGUAUGCGGGACCCCGGAGUACAUUGCACCUGAGGUGAUCCUGCGGCAGGGCUAUGGGAAGCCAGUGGACUGGUGGGCUAUGGGCAUCAUCCUGUACGAGUUCCUGGUGGGCUGCGUCCCUUUCUUUGGAGACACUCCAGAGGAGCUCUUUGGGCAAGUGAUCAGUGAUGAGAUUGUGUGGCCUGAGGGGGACGAUGCACUGCCGCCGGACGCCCAAGAUCUCACCUCAAAACUGCUCCACCAGAACCCACUGGAGAGACUGGGCACAGGCAGUGCCUAUGAGGUGAAGCAGCACCCAUUCUUCACUGGUCUGGACUGGACAGGACUUCUUCGCCAGAAGGCUGAAUUUAUUCCUCAGCUGGAGUCAGAGGAUGAUACCAGCUACUUUGACACCCGCUCAGAGCGAUACCACCACGUGGACUCGGAGGACGAGGAGGAAGUGAGUGAGGAUGGCUGCCUUGAGAUUCGCCAGUUCUCGUCCUGUUCUCCAAGGUUCAGCAAGGUGUACAGCAGCAUGGAGCGGCUCUCGCUGCUCGAGGAGCGCCGGACGCCACCUCCUACCAAGCGCAGCCUGAGUGAGGAGAAGGAGGACCGCACGGACGGCCUGGCGGGGCUGAGGGGCCGAGAGCGGAGCUGGGUGAUCGGCUCCCCUGAGAUAUUACGGAAGCGGCUGUCGGUGUCUGAGUCGUCCCACACGGAGAGCGAUUCCAGCCCUCCACUCACCGUGCGGCGCCACUGCUCAGGCCUCCUGGACAUGCCUCGCUUCCCGGAGAGCACUGAGGAGGCUGUUGGCGCUCCCAGGAGGCAGCAGCAGGAGGGUGCAUGGCUUCUGACCCCGUCUGGAGAGGGGGCGUCUGGGCCUGCCCUGGAACGGCAGGCCGAGCGGCGGCUGAAGCUGGAUGAGGAGCCUGCUGGCCAGAGCAGCGCCCCCAGCCCAGCCAUGGAGACCCGAGGAGGCCGCGGAACCCCACAGCUGGCGGAGGGAGCCACAGCCAAGGCCAUCAGCGACCUGGCGGUGCGCAGGGCCCGCCACCGGCUGCUCUCUGGGGACUCCAUAGAAAAGCGCACCGCUCGCCCCAUCAACAAAGUGAUCAAGUCCGCCUCAGCCACAGCCCUGUCCCUUCUCAUUCCUGCUGAGCACCACUCCUGCUCUCCACUGGCCAGCCCCAUGUCCCCACAUUCCCAGUCAUCCAACCCAUCAUCCAGGGACUCUUCUCCAAGCAGGGACUUCCUGCCAGCCCUCAGCAGCUCACGGCCCCCCAUUGUCAUCCACCGAGCCGGCAAGAAGUAUGGCUUCACCCUACGAGCCAUCCGUGUCUACAUGGGUGACUCAGAUGUCUACACCGUGCACCACAUGGUGUGGCACGUGGAGGACGGAGGUCCAGCCAGUGAGGCAGGGCUGCGUCAGGGGGACCUCAUCACGCACGUCAACGGGGAGCCUGUGCAUGGGCUGGUGCACACGGAGGUGGUGGAGCUGAUCCUGAAGAGUGGAAACAAGGUGUCUAUUUCAACAACUCCCCUGGAGAACACGUCCAUUAAGGUGGGGCCCGCUCGGAAAGGCAGCUACAAGGCCAAGAUGGCCCGAAGGAGCAAGCGGAGCCGGGGCAAGGAUGGGCAAGAAAGCAGAAAAAGGAGCUCCCUGUUCCGGAAGAUCACCAAGCAGGCAUCCCUGCUCCACACCAGCCGCAGCCUUUCUUCCCUUAACCGCUCCCUGUCGUCCGGCGAGAGUGGGCCAGGCUCGCCCACACACAGCCACAGCCUUUCUCCCCGCUCUCCCACGCAGGGCUACCGGGUGACCCCUGAAGCCGUGCACUCAGUGGGGGGGAAUUCAUCACAGAGCAGCUCCCCCAGCUCCAGCGUGCCCAGUUCUCCCGCCGGCUCUGGGCACACACGGCCGAGCUCCCUCCACGGUCUGGCGCCCAAGCUCCAACGCCAGUACCGCUCUCCACGGCGCAAGUCGGCAGGCAGCAUCCCACUGUCACCACUGGCCCACACCCCUUCACCACCGCCAGCGGCUUCGCCUCAGCGUUCCCCAUCACCUCUGUCUGGCCACGGGGCCCAGGCCUUCCCCACCAAGCUCCACUUGUCGCCUCCCCUAGGCCGGCAACUCUCACGGCCCAAGAGCGCAGAGCCGCCCCGCUCACCACUACUUAAGAGGGUGCAGUCAGCUGAAAAACUGGCGGCUGCACUGGCUGCUUCUGAGAAGAAGCUCGCCACUUCUCGAAAACAGAGCCUUGAUCUGCCCCACCCCGAGCUAAAGAAGGAAUUGACGCCCAGAGAAGUCAGCUCUCUGGAGGUAGUUGGGACCAGGAGUGUGCUGUCUGGAAAGGGGGCGCUGCCAGGGAAAGGGGUGUUGCAGGCUGCUCCCUCACGGGCCCUAGGGACCCUCCGCCAGGACAGGGCUGAACGGCGAGAGUCGCUGCAGAAGCAGGAAGCCAUCCGGGAGGUUGACUCUUCGGAAGAUGACACUGAUGAGGGGCCUGAGAACAGCCAAGGUGUUCAGGAGCCAAGCUUGGUACCCCACCGAGAAGGGGGCCAGGAUCCACCCCUCAGAGGAGCAGGAGCGGGUGAGGAAGAGGAUGCCUUCUUGCCCAGGGAUCUCAGGGGACAGGGCCCAGUGGUCCCAGGCCUACUGACAGGGAUCACACUGGGAUCUCCCAGAAUGGAAGGCCCUGGUGUCCCCCAGAAGAAGCUUGGGAUCCUACAGGCUUUUGAAGAGGGUUCCAGCUCCUCGUCCUCAGCCCCCAACCUGGGGAAGGCUGGCCCCACAGACCCCAUCCCCGCUGAAGGCUGCUGGAAGGCCCGGCAGCUCCACACCCAGGCACUGACAGCACUUUGUCCAAGCUCUUCAGGACUCAUCCCUGCCAGUUGCUCCAGUGCCUCCACCCCUGGAGAGCUGGGCCCAUGGUCCUGGAAAUUCCUCUUCAAGGGCCCUGACAGGGCAUACCCAACCGGAAAGGCAGCAAUGGAAGAUGGGCCAGCCAGGUCCCAAGAUUUGGAAACUACAACUCCAGGCCACCCUGCAAACCUGUCCCCCAGACAGGAGGGGAAGUCAUGGCCACCCAGUGCCCCUGGGCUGGCCCAUCCACCUUGUGAGGUUCCCAGCCAGAGCUGGCUAUGGGAGUCUGAGUGUGCACAGAGAGAGAAAGAGGAGCCAGCGCUGGGCAUCACCAAAGUGCCUGAUGCCUCAGGUGACAGGAGGCAGGACAUUCCAUGCAAGAGCUGCCCCUUCACCCCAGAGCCUGGGCCCAGCCUGCUCCAGAAGGGCCGAGACCCAGGGGGCCCUCAGGAGCAUCAGGACUUGGCAUUGUCACCUGAUGAGCUUUUGAAGCAAACAUAGAACUUGUUUGCCAUUUCUUGCACUCGGUCCUGUGUAAUAACACGCUCUUGGAAACUA